GAGGAAAUUUCUCUAUGAAUUAGUUACAAUUACGUUCGACAGGUGGCGCAAAGUGAUAGUGUGUGUAUUCUGUUGUAUGAUGUCAAUGAGAUGCUCUUAUCUAAAGUAGUACUUUGUCUGAAGCUCUUAAAUGUGUUAUCCUUUUAAGUCGUGCACAUCCGGAAAGAGGUCGCGAGACAUUCACGAAAUUGUUCCGAAAUACUAAACAUUGGUCGUCAUGCAAACGAGUUACAUUUAUGCAAAUUCACGUAUCGACAAUAUAAAUGGUGGAUUUCUUUUUUACUUUCUGACGAAAUCUCUUACGUUCUCUUAUUAAUAUUUGUUCUAAACGAGACCCGAAAGUGUAAAAAAAGAUUAGAAGCGUGAAGUGGGCUAUGUACAAAAAACGUCGGGGUGACAACUCUUCGAAAUGAGGUCACCCUCGUGGCCCAUAACAUGUGAAUGAACGUCUGACUAGAGCGAUAAGAGCUAAGUGGCGAUUGGAGGCAUCAUCGUUUCCUCGGUAGCAAUCACACCAGUACUGGCUACGCUGAUUGGCUACUCGUACACGUGCACGUGAACAAGAGAUGUACUAGAGCUAACGUAAGAGAGAAUCGGCCAUAUGUGUGAUAUGUCUUCUACUGUGCACUAUAUUAAGUAUGAACCCGUCCAAUGUUUGCUAUUAAUACUUGCAAGAUUGUCUCUUCAAUUUUAAUUAAAAGUUUAAUGUUUUAAUUAGCUUCCCGAACAAUCAAAAUUUAUAAAUAUCGGAAUCAGUUUUGAUCAUUGAAAAACGAGAGGAAGACAGGAUAUGCCCCUUCAUUUUGAUAUGAUACUUUCUGCGAGUCCACCGUUGUUCAACCACAAUACCUUCAUGGACUUUAGAUAUGCCACGUUUCCUUCAAACAAUCGUGGAAAGUAUUUGGGAAUCAACACACUCAAUGGAAUCAACUGUUACUCGCAUCAAAAACACCAGAUCGCUCCACCCAGAUCGUGCUUGAUCGUCAAGGAACAAACGGAAAUAGAGAAUUCCAACCAGAACUCUAAGAAGAGAGUAUGGUUCGCAGACGACAAGGGAAUGGCCCUAACCCACGUUCGAAUAAUGACCGAACCUUCCGACUGUCCUCCACGAUGGUCGGAUGACUUCUUAGAAAAGGUCACACAGGGCAUCAAAGACACCUUAAAUAUAGAUAACACCUGGGAGCCUUCUUUUUCCCAACCGGCUUCCGAUUAUAUGGCAUUUCGUACCAAGUUGGAUCGGGAUUGUGUGUCCUUAGAGAACGUCAUCGUGAAAGACGAAGAUGGAAUCAUCACGGGAACCAUUAAAGUAAAGAACAUCGCAUUCGACAAAGAAGUAAUUGUAAGGAUGACGUUCGAUCGUUGGUCAUCUCAUACAGAUGUACCAGCUUCCUUCGUACCGAAUAACCUGCUGGAAGAGGAAGGAGCAUCGGCUCCUUACGAUACUUUCGCAUUCACAUUUCCCAUAUCAACAGAAGCGGUUAAUCAUCAACAAAUAGAAUUCUGCGUUCGAUUCAAAUGCGGUAACAACGAAUAUUGGGACAAUAACGGAGGUGACAAUUAUCGAUUAGUAACGGGCAAGAAUAAAUCAAAGGAGAGCAUUCAGAAUCAGAAAUUCGUGGAUGCCCUAACAGCUAGCUUUACCCACUGGACCGAAUUCGCCAGUUGGAAUAAUUUAAUCACGGAAGGACCUUACUGGUGAAGGCGUAUUUUAGAUGUAUAUCUUUAUAUUUCUUAUUUGGGAUGCUCCCGAACUGGAUCUCCUCCCCAUCGUCGUAGUUGGCUAAGAAAAAAUUUUAUUUUUUGUUUCCAACUGUCUCUUCAUUCAUCAAAAGUCCACGCUAGUCUUCCUUAUCGAAGCAUAUUCAGGAUGGUUCCUAUUUUUGAAGGUAAAUAUGAUUUCCUAGAAGUGAUGUUUUUAAAGUUCCUGUUUUAGUAAAAACUUUAUUCCACGAACUUUGCAAAACCCAUCCUCUCAUCGAGCUUUAGUCCGCCCAGUUUUUUGUUUCAUCCAAAAAAAUAUUGAACUGAUAGGAAAAGGGUUGGACUAAUCACACAUUUUGUCUACGAACAAAACUUCAUUACAAAUUCAAAAACAUUUUCAACGUUUAAAAUUAUUAGUUACUGCACUUUGACAUUAAUCUUGAUUGUUGUCCUGGAACUUGAAGUUAUCUAGAAUUGAUAGAAAUAUUUUGUGAUAAAAGGAAACUGUAUCAGCUAUUUAGUAAACGAAUUUUUAUAGAGUGUUCUCUUGUGAAUAGUUUUUUUUCACAGUAUUCUAGUCUGGAGAAAGAUGCUCUUCAAUUUUUAUGCCUAAGGAUGAAGAUUGCAUUUAAAUGGUAGUGCCAACGUUCGAAUCGUGAAAGGAAUUUUAUAAACGAUUAACUAAUAUUUUGAGUUUACUAAAUUGUUCCGUCCUUCAAUGUUCCUUUGCUAACAAACAAGUGGACUGUGAUUUGCUCCGUUUAUGUUCCGUUGACAUUUUAUUUUUUCUCGUCACGUACCUCGUUUCUAUUUUAUAACAUUAACAAAGUUGUCCAAAAUGUUAGAAACGGGUAUUAGAUAUAUUUUCAUAGAAGAAACGGUAGAGGUGUAGCGUGAAAUUUCUACAAAAUGACCAAUAGAAAGGACUUCCUGGAGAACUUCCGAUUUUUAGAAGAAAAAGAGGAAGUUUCGCGUCAUCAAAUUCCUCCCUGUGGAAGGAAACGAAGCAGACUUUUGAUAGCUACCAACGCUAAACGUGUGCCUAUUUUUGCUUCAAGCACUCUGUUGUCUUUUCAAGCAAGUGUUUGGCAUCUGUUUGAAUCAACAAGUUCUCUUUGGCGGUGGUCCUAAUUCGUAUAUCCACCCCACCCUUAUAUAUUAUUCUGUUGAUAAAAUUUUAAGCGUGACCCAAAAUAAGUUCAUGAAAUGCAGUAUUUUUUUUCUGUCAGGACAUUUAAAUUAUUUUAUCUUAUUUUGGGACAGCCUGAAGUACAAUUUAUUAGCAGCUAUAUAUCACAUUCUGUGAAUGCUAUGUAUGUACAUAAGUCUAUGAUUGGAUCAUGCUGAAUUUGUACAGAGUAAUUUAAUUACAUUUAAUAAAUAUUUACCAGAAGAAAA
Messenger RNA from Centruroides sculpturatus (bark scorpion), 3099 nucleotides. Its product is annotated as protein phosphatase 1 regulatory subunit 3C-B-like. Lineage: Eukaryota; Metazoa; Arthropoda; Arachnida; Scorpiones; Buthidae. Bases 791 to 1699 code for a protein of 302 amino acids. Gene Ontology annotation, cellular component: protein phosphatase type 1 complex. The record is from RefSeq and is a predicted model, not a curated record. The transcript has 3 exons. Gene Ontology annotation, biological process: regulation of glycogen biosynthetic process. Gene Ontology annotation, molecular function: glycogen binding; protein phosphatase 1 binding.